This is a messenger RNA of Aureobasidium melanogenum CBS 110374, 396 nucleotides long. RefSeq lists its product as uncharacterized. The record is from RefSeq and is a predicted model, not a curated record. Bases 1 to 396 code for a protein of 131 amino acids. The transcript has 2 exons. NCBI's taxonomy places the organism in Eukaryota, Fungi, Ascomycota, Dothideomycetes, Dothideales, Saccotheciaceae.
AUGAAGACCACUACUAUGCUUACCACCCUUGCCGUUGUCCUCGGCGCCACUACCGACGGCGUUGCUGCCACCUGCUAUCGCAGCGGCGAUGUGUUUCAAGACAAGGGCAACGCCAGAUGGCACGUCGGAAGAGCUUGCCGCGGCUACGACGGCAACCAGGGCGCUUUCCAGGGCACAUUUGCACGCGGAGAGGCCAAGUACGCCUGCGUCCAAGGCACCAACACUCAAAAGUACGAAAUCACGGUUCAAAACUUGAACACUGACGCCGCAUUCGAUCUCGGCGAUGCCGACUGCGUUCUCCGUCUUGAGAACGAAAUCAAUGGCUGUGAUCGUGGUGGCGAGUCUGUUGUCGCUGGUUGGAGAUUCCGUGUCGAUCCUAACAACGGUAUCUGCUAG